AAAUAAUUAUCAUGCUAUAUACAAAAGCAAUAUUAUUUCUUUAAAUCAUACAAAUAUAUUACUAGUGUUUCAAUAAUGAAAUGAUUAAUGAAAGACAUUGAAAAGGAGGAAGACUAAUAAGACCAAUUUUUGGGCCAUGAAUGUUGCACUUUCUUAAGAACUAAAUAAACUAUUUUUAUUGUAUUUAUAUGUGUGUUUGUACAUCUGUAGUCUGGUUUAUAUUGUGUACUUGACAUGCCUACUAAAUAGUAACCUUCUGUUAAAUAAUCUUAAUAUUGACAAUGCAUAUGACGACGCAUUCAAUCAAUAUGAUAUGUCUUCUUGAUGAAUAUUAUACCAACUUAAUAUACUGUUGUUUAUAUACAUUGUCGAUAUUAAGAUUAUUUAAAAGAAAGUUACUAUUUAAUACAUGUAUCAAGUACACAAUGUAAACCAAGCCUGUGUAUGUGUGUGCGUGCAUGCAUGUAUGCAUGUCUCUAUGAGAACUAUCAUGACAGCAGAGUUUUAUAAAACUUAUUUUGUUAAUAACUUUUUAACAAACAAUGAACGACGGCUAAAACCUUUUGAAUGUUACUCAGGAUGAUGACCUUGACAACAUAUGUAAAGAUCAUCGUCCUCGCGGAAGGUGGUCCGUUUUUAUCAAUAUCAAUAUUUAUAUUUUUUUUAUAUAUAGGAUAUAUUUUAUAUAUAAUUUUAUAAUAGAAUAUUGUUUUUAUACAUAUAUUUAAUGCAAUAAAAGUUUAUAUAGUUCUAUAUAAAUAGUUUAUUUAGUUCUAAGGUUCUUGUAAAGAAGCAAAUAUUACUAUCGCCCAUUCUAUGACCCUCAUUACUCAAACUUUGAAGGCGCGUAACGCCUAGUUUCUCCCAAUGUAAAAAAGUUUUUAUAAGGUGUUUCGGAAAGCUCUCAACCUCAACUAUACGAAUAUUUCAUCAAGAAAGUGUGACAUUCAUGGCCCAAAAAUUGAUCUUAUUGGCUCUCCUCCUUUAUAAUCCUCCUUUAUCUCCUUUAUACAGGAUGUCAUGAUGAUCCUUGGUGAGAAUGUAGAACAGAUUGAGAAUCGGAAAGAGCGGCAAAAUUUACAUUCAGAUAUGUAUUUGACCCAUGGGUCCAAGGGACCCCUCAAGAUCAUUUCAAGCUCACAUUAUUUGAGCAUAGUAAUGAAUCACGAAGCAGGUGACUUGGUGAGAAACAUUUUAGACAAAAGAUUUAAGGUUUUGACCAAGCGAUUAGAUGGUGACCUUGUCUUUGACCUCGAGGUCAUUUUUCGAGGUCAACUUUUCUUUUUAAUGGAAACCCCUAUUUUUUAUUCCAGAAUCGGGAAGAGCGGGAAAUUUUACAUUCAGAUAUGAUUGAUGUGAAUAAUAAAAGCUGAAUAAUAAACUUUGGGUUUGAAACGAGAAAGGAGGAGGGUCCCUAAGACUUCUCAGGAUGUGUCAAAGAUCGAAGUCAAGGUCACCAACGAAUACCCCGUUCGAAACCCUACAACUUUCGUCCAAAACAUUUAUCUCGAACGUUAAAAAAAAAGUUGACCUUGAAAUGACCUCGAAAAAUGACCUCGAGGUCAAAGACAAGGUCACCAUCGAAUCGCUAGGUUAAAACUAUGCAACUUUUGUCUGAAUGAUUUUCUCGGAAAAUGCGAUCCUGGAAAUUUAUUUAGGG
This is a messenger RNA of Odontomachus brunneus, 1660 nucleotides long. RefSeq lists its product as uncharacterized. The record is from RefSeq and is a predicted model, not a curated record. Lineage: Eukaryota; Metazoa; Arthropoda; Insecta; Hymenoptera; Formicidae. The coding region runs from base 1021 to 1350 and encodes 109 amino acids. The transcript has 2 exons.